Molecule: messenger RNA, 600 nt
Organism: Botrytis porri
Lineage: Eukaryota; Fungi; Ascomycota; Leotiomycetes; Helotiales; Sclerotiniaceae
Exons: 3
Coding region: 1-600 (199 amino acids)
Biological process (GO): proton transmembrane transport
Cellular component (GO): proton-transporting two-sector ATPase complex, catalytic domain
Molecular function (GO): proton-transporting ATPase activity, rotational mechanism
Source: RefSeq, a predicted model, not a curated record
AUGUCGCACGCACUUUCGGAUGACCAGGAAUUCGCCAUUGAGAAAUCUAAGCUCGUCCGUCAAGAAACUUCCUCCAUCGACACGCAAUAUGAGAAGAAAUUCAAGACCGCCCGCAUGUCCCAACAAAUCACUCAGUCGACUGUCGCAAACAAGACUCGUCUCAAGGUUCUAUCUGCCCGUCAGGAACUUCUCGAUGGCAUCUUCGAACAGGCGCAGGGAAAACUCAAGGAAGCUACGAAUGAUAGGGGUAAAUAUACGGAGAUCUUGAAGAACCUUUUGUUGGAGGGAAUGUAUGCGCUGAACGAGGGAAAAUUGCAAGUUAGAGGGCGAAAACAGGAUUAUGACCUCAUCAAGAAGGCAAUUGAGGAGGCGCAGAAGGUGUACAAGGAGAAGAUGAAGAAGGAUGUGACGGCGAGUAUAGAUGAGAAGAACCCUUUGCCGGAAGAAUCUGCUGGUGGUUUGUCUAUUAUUGGCGGAGGAGGCAAGAUUGAUAUCAACAAUACCUUUGAGGAGCGUCUGAAGUUGCUCCAGGAUAACGCAUUACCCUCUAUUCGAACCACAUUAUUUGGUCCUAACGUUAACCGGAAAUUCUACGAUUAG